Messenger RNA from Rhinichthys klamathensis goyatoka, 1600 nucleotides. It is a transcript of the gene ttc1, whose product is annotated as tetratricopeptide repeat domain 1. Gene Ontology annotation, molecular function: protein binding. The coding region runs from base 138 to 1202 and encodes 354 amino acids. NCBI's taxonomy places the organism in Eukaryota, Metazoa, Chordata, Actinopteri, Cypriniformes, Leuciscidae. The transcript has 8 exons. The record is from RefSeq and is a predicted model, not a curated record.
UCAGGCAGUGCACGAUUAACCGGAAGAGACGGUAUGGCUCAUUUCUAGAAGUGUUGGAGGAGGUGAAUAUGGUUUGAGGUCAUUUACAUUUACCUCACUUAAAUACUGUUCAGGUUGUGGUGACAGCACAACUCCAGAUGGAGACGGAGUCCGAGACGCUCUCAGCCGCCAUGGCUAACACCUUAAAAGUGUCAGAGACCAGAGAAACCACUGCAGACCAUGAAGAAGACUGUUUCUAUGACUGUGAGGACAAAUUACCCGGAGAAGAGGGACACACUGACGUUAAACGCACAGAGAGGGCUCACAGUGAUAGACUGAAGUCAGAUGCCAGGACAGAAAAAGACAACAGCGUAGAAACUGAGAGCCUAGAAAACAUGGAUGACACUGACCGGUUGUGUUUGGAUAACACAUCAUCAGAGGAUUCUGAAGAGCACGAGGACAGGUCGGCUGAAAAGAGACAUGACUCAUUAACAGGAGAUCCUGGGGAAGACAAUGGUGAAGAACAGGAGAAAUGUGAGAGGUUUUUGGAGAACGAUGAGAAGAGAGAGAGUGACUCAGAUUCAGAAUUUAAAGAAGAGGAGGUCAAGGUGACGGAGUAUGAUGAGGAAUACCUGCGCGAGCUGGAGAAAGACCUGACGGAAGAAGAAAAAGAGAGCAGAAGAAAAGAGAGUUUAGAGCUGAAGGAGAAGGGCAACGUGCAGUUCAAGAAUGGAGAGCAUGUGGAUGCUGAGGAGUCUUACAUGGCUGCCCUGCGUGUGUGUCCUGUGUGCUACAGUAAAGAGAGAUCCAUACUCUUCUCUAAUCGAGCUGCCGCACGCUUGCAUCAGGAUAAAAAAGACAGCGCUAUCAGUGACUGCUCUAAAGCCAUAGAACUGAAUCCAAAUUACGUCCGUGCCAUCCUGCGGAGAGCAGAACUCUACGAGAAGACAGAAAAGCUUGAUGAAGCUCUAGAGGACUACAAAACUGUCUUGGAGAAAGACCCGGGCAUCCCUGCAGCUAGAGAGGCCUGUAUGCGAUUGCCACGGCAAAUUGAAGAGCGCAACGAGAAGAUGAAAGAAGAGAUGAUGAGUAAGCUGAAAGACUUGGGCAACAUGAUUUUACGACCCUUUGGUCUCUCCACCUCCAACUUCCAGGUCAACCAAGAUACCACAGGAUCCUACUCCGUUAAUUUUGUUCAGAAUCCCAAUAACAACAACAGAUAGCAAGCUAGAGUCCGUUAUUACAGUGAUAAACUGUCGACUCCCCCGUCCAAGUGUUCGGACUAUCCAAUCAUAUUCCCUGUAACGGACAAAUAAUGUAAGCUGUUUCCAUUUGAUUUGGCCGAUUACAUAAUCAGCUCAUGUCAGGUGGCUUUUAAGUCUGUAUUAUUUUGGUCAUUGUUUCAGCAUGCCAGAGUGUUACGUGUGCAGUGAAGCUGGUAUCAGUGACCCACAGACUGUCAGUUGUGAACAAUGAGAAUAAUGGCAGUAAUCAACCAAACCUGCGUUCACAUUAAACCAGUGGUUAUUAGAGAUCCUGUCCGCAUUGCCUAUUGUGACUUUCUUUGAUGUAUUUAAUACAGCAUGAUUUAUUAAAGAAUAUGACACAGUUUGGUACAAGG